This is a messenger RNA of Guillardia theta CCMP2712, 411 nucleotides long. RefSeq lists its product as hypothetical. Gene Ontology annotation, molecular function: protein binding. The record is from RefSeq and is a predicted model, not a curated record. The coding region runs from base 1 to 411 and encodes 136 amino acids. The transcript is spliced from 5 exons. NCBI's taxonomy places the organism in Eukaryota, Cryptophyceae, Pyrenomonadales, Geminigeraceae.
AUGCAGGAGCUUUCACUGAACUUCAGUACUGUGGUGUAUUUCCUUGAUCCUUGCUUUGUACAGGUUUUCAGGGCGCCGCAGAUGCCCAGGAAGAGUAAGAGGUACCCUCCAGAGGUGCUGGACUUUGCUGUGUACCUGGGGAUCGACGUGGACAAGGAGGAAGACCUUAUCUGGAUAGCAGGUGAACAAUGUCUGAGCGAAGAGCUGCCGGAGCCAUGGACAGAGCAUACAAGCUCUCGGGGAGACAUCUACUUCUACAACAGUGAGACGGAUGAGAGCACAGUGGAGCAUCCGCUGUUCCACAAGUACAGGAUGCUCUAUGAGGAGAAGCGGCAGGAGAAGGAAUGUGACCUGUUGCAAAUCGUCCGGGAGGCUGUCUUGGUGCCCUUCCUUGGAUGUUUCGAGAGGUGA